CUUGUUGAUUAUGUCUGAAUAAUCUGAGAAUAGUCUUAUAAUGGAAUCUUUCGAGUAAUCGUAGUUGGUCACUGCCUUCAUUCCAUUCAGCAGUAGUGACAUCAGGUCGAAUGCCCUGGCUGCUUCUUCUUGAGUGAAAUAGGUAUGAAUGUACGUCUUUUUGUUCCUGAUGUUGAUGAGAGACUGCCACUUCAAACUGUUCUUGAACACUCCGGUGAAGCGAGACCUUCUAGAGCUUACUCGUGGGAUCCUACGUCUUGUUUUAGAUCUUGCAAACACAAGGAUUUUGGAGGAGCUGUUAAUGGCCAUGAGCUGGUGCAUCAAAUGCUGAAGCUUUGUAUAAAGAUACGUAGUUCGAUCUCUCUGGGGCAACACGGAUGUUGACUCAAGAACUCUUCUAGUGUUUGGUAAGAGCGAUCAUUGCUGGAUUUGUCUUAAACUUUGAGUAUCAAAAUCCAAUGGUGCAUUAUUUUGAAAGUCUUCGAGUUUACAUUGACAGUAAAAAGAAAGGCAAAAUUCUCAGAGACAAUAAUGUUUAGAGAACUCUAUUAAUUGGAGCUCUCCAAUUUUGUCAAAAAGAAGCUUGUGCUCAUCACUAACUGAGUUCUCUUUGUCUUUCUGGCUCUGAAAUUGUUGAGGAAUAAAGUUUGCUUCCAUAAUUUGUUUUAAUUAUAUUGUUUCUUCUAAAAUUAGUCUCUUAAAUAGUUUCUGGGAAGCUGGUGGUUGUCUCCAGAGGUGAAAGAAUAGUUUAACAUUUUGAUAUCAGUUUAUUUAUAAGAAAAGAUCGAUGAUUAUAUUUUCAGUCUUAUUCACCUUCAAAUGCCUUAAAAUUGUUCUUAUUAUAAGGCUCAAGUGACUAUAUAAAUAUGUGUACGGUGAAUACUAUUUUAAGGAAUCAUAUAUCUUGAAUUGGAUUAGAGCUCCAAACGAAAAGGUUCUACUCAAAUUAAGAGGCUUCUUUGUUUUAGUUCUUUAUGUACAAAUUUUUAAUAAAAAUGGUCACAUAAAGUCUGAAUUAGUACCACCUCCUGAGUUGUACUAGAAAUUUCUCUUGAAUCAGGUCUUAUAGGAAUUUUUUUAAGUCUUUUCUAUAGGGCCUUGGAUGCUUCCAUAUUGAUAUAUUAUCUCUAAUGAGAACUGAGAGUUUAGCCCAGCCAUCUUUGCCAGUCGACUCUAAGUUAUUCAGCAAUGAUUCUGGCUUCUAAUUAGCUGAUUUGUUCCUUAAAUAGGAAGGUUAUCACAUUCCAAAGAAUCUGAAAUGCCUUUAAAUAAUUGAUGCUUAUAUCUCUGCAUUUUAUUUAACAAGCAUGCAGAGAUUUCUUCUUGAAUGUAGGUAGGCCUUUAAGUCAAGAAAAUAUUUGAAUUUUAAGGAUCUUCUAUUGUUUUUUAUAAUAUCAUAGCCUAAGGCUUCAUGUGGUGGACUCAAAUUUUUCCAGUUUAAGCUUUACAAAGCUAAGGGAGACAAUAGUAUCACUCCUGUGAACUAUUUAAAUGAAAUUAGGUCCUUCGCAGUCCACAUAAAGAGGAAAUGCUCGGCCAAAUUCGGAUAGCGCAAAUAUUUUUAGAAAAUUUACUGUAAUAAUAAAAUGGCUGAUUAGAACUCUUAAUUUUUCUUGAAAUUAUCUGGACUCAAAGCUAAUAUAGUGAAAAUUAUUUUGUGAGACUCUCACAUGAUUAUUCAGCUCUGGUAAAAGUAAGAAGCAGUCUGGGCAUGCUCUACAUAUAAGUGAAACCGCCUUAAAGUAUGAUUAUAGUUUGAGCACGUUCCGUUUAUUA
This is a messenger RNA of Moneuplotes crassus, 1776 nucleotides long. The record is from the annotation of a GenBank genome assembly. Lineage: Eukaryota; Ciliophora; Spirotrichea; Euplotida; Euplotidae.